Molecule: messenger RNA, 2691 nt
Organism: Ctenopharyngodon idella (grass carp)
Lineage: Eukaryota; Metazoa; Chordata; Actinopteri; Cypriniformes; Xenocyprididae
Gene: slc7a7
Product: solute carrier family 7 member 7
Exons: 10
Coding region: 329-1834 (501 amino acids)
Biological process (GO): amino acid transmembrane transport
Cellular component (GO): membrane
Molecular function (GO): basic amino acid transmembrane transporter activity; L-amino acid transmembrane transporter activity
Source: RefSeq, a predicted model, not a curated record
AGAGCAGAAGUUCAUCAAUCUACUCCAAACGUCUCGAACGCACGAGCUGAACGGAAGGGAACUCGAGCGUGAGCCGUGACAGAAGACCAUAUGACUCACAGGGCAAAAUAACAUGAGCUCCACUUUGGCUUAAAUCGUGUCUACGAAAAUGAACGGCAGAUAAAGCACCAGUACAAGCUGCAUCCUGAUGCCAGUUCAGCACCUGGAGGGAAAGAUGUCACCUGAAGAUCUCAAGAACUAGCUGGGAACUUUUCAGAUCUUCUUGAAACUCUUGUAACUGACUGUAGGUUUAGACAGUCUUAUUUGUAUCAUACAAUCUAUUAAAACGAUGGCAUCCUACAGUCCUGCACCCACAGAAGAGCCUGCCUCAGAGGUAUCGAACGGAGACCUGAAGGCAAGCAGCUCGCAGGAGUCCAUGAAACUGAAAAAAGAAAUAUCUUUGCUCAAUGGCGUGUGUCUCAUCGUGGGAAACAUGAUCGGCUCCGGGAUCUUCGUCUCACCCAAAGGUGUACUGAUGUAUAGUGGCUCCUACGGGUUAUCUCUGGUAGUGUGGGCAAUCGGUGGGAUCUUCUCGGUGUUUGGUGCGCUCUGCUAUGCCGAGCUCGGAACCACCAUCACCAAGUCGGGCGCCAGCUACGCCUACAUCCUGGAGGCCUUUGGGGGCUUUUUGGCUUUCAUCCGUCUAUGGACUUCACUUCUGAUCAUCGAGCCCACCAGUCAGGCUGUGAUAGCCAUCACUUUCUCCAACUACAUGGUGCAGCCCAUCUUCCCAACGUGUAUAGCGCCCUACAUAGCCAAUCGUCUGCUGGCCGCAGCCUGCAUCUGCUUGCUGACCUUUGUGAACUGUGCCUAUGUGAAGUAUGGAACACGCGUUCAGGACAUCUUCACCUAUGUAAAGGUCGUCGCUCUCAUCGCCGUCAUCAUCACCGGCCUGGUCAAGAUAUUCCAAGGUUACACACAGAAUUUUGAGGGGCUGUUCUCAGGUUCAUCUCGGGAUCCUGGUGAUGUGGCUCUGGCAUUAUAUUCUGCUUUGUUCUCCUACUCUGGAUGGGACACGCUGAACUUUGUCACUGAGGAGAUCAAAAACCCAGAGAGAAAUCUCCCACUGGCCAUUGCAAUUUCUAUGCCCAUUGUCACAGUGAUCUACAUUCUUACCAAUCUGGCAUACUAUACAAUCCUGCCCAUCCCUGCCAUCCUGGACAGUGACGCUGUGGCUGUGACAUUUGCAGACCAGGUAUUUGGGUAUUUUAACUGGACAAUACCGGUUGCUGUCGCCUUCUCCUGCUUUGGAGGAUUAAAUGCAUCAAUAGUGGCUGCAUCAAGGCUGUUCUUCGUGGGCUCCAGAGAGGGCCACCUACCAGACUACCUGUGCAUGAUUCACGUCACCCGCUACACCCCCAUCCCUGCCCUACUCUUCAAUGGUGCCAUGGCUCUUGUGUAUCUGUGUGUGGAGGAUGUCUUUAAACUGAUCAACUACUACAGCUUCAGCUACUGGUUCUUUGUGGGUCUGUCUAUUCUGGGACAGCUGUACCUGCGAUGGAAACAACCAGACAGAGUACGACCACUAAAGCUCAGCCUGUUCUUCCCAAUUAUAUUCUGCCUCUGCACUGUAUUUCUUGUGGUGGUGCCUUUAUAUAGCGACACUAUCAACUCGUUAAUCGGAAUUGGUAUUGCCUUAUCGGGAGUUCCAGUCUACUUCCUGUGCUGCCAUCUACCUGCCACACGUAGGCCAAUGUGGCUCCGCAAGUUAAUUGCAUCUGCAGGUAUAGUCAUUCAGAAGGUGUGCUUCUGUGUUCUUACUGAGAUGGACAUCGAGGAUGAAAAGGCAGAGUAGAAGAGGACGAUGCACUGACAAGAAAACUGUGCUAUAUCUGGAAUAAAUCUGGACAUGCAAUACACAAGCUGCUGAUGUGAUUAACCUCAUUUUACACUGGUUUACACAGUUAUCAUUUUAUAUUGAUCAGAUAUCAUGUGAAAACUUCCCCGCAAGCCAAUGCAAGUCCUUUAUAUUUAUUGGAAAUAUUUAUGUAGAUGAACUGCAUCUUGAUCGGUUAAAUGCUGGUUUUAUGGGGAACAGUAAACUAUCUCCUUGGCCUGGUUUCACAGACAGGGCUUAGAUUAAGCCAGGAUUAGGCCUUAGUUCAAUUAGGACAUUUAAGUAGCUUUUAUAAAUGUGCCUUAAAAAAAAAACAUUACUGGUGUUCAUCUUGAGACAAAACAAUGACACUGAUAUUUUAAGAUGUCAGUGCAAAUUGCUUUCAGUUAAGACAGCUCAUCUGGGACUAGGCUUAAGCCUUGUCUGUGAAACCGGGCAAUAAUGUGUGAAGAAACUACCUUUGGACUUGGAGAUUGUUGCAGGGUUUGGUAAGAUGAUGAAAUGAUAGCACUGAUAACAAAGGUAUUAUUUAGAGACAUUUGUACCAUUGCUUUGAUACAGCUAUAAACCUAAAUCUUGCACAUGUUAAUUGAACAUAAAUUUCGAUGCUUGUAAAAGUCUAAUGAAAUAUCUUGUAUUUUGAAGAAAGGAAUUGCCACUACAGCAUGUUUUAUCUUUACAGGUUUAUAUCUGAAUAUCAAGAGCAGUAUUUUCCAUUUUUUGUAAAGACAAAGGCAGUGUUAUUAUAGAUUUGUGAUAAAUAACUAUUUGAAUAAGACAAAAAAUAAACUAAAUAAAGGACAGACAAUGCAAAA